Dinoponera quadriceps is the source of this 4729-nucleotide messenger RNA. RefSeq lists its product as uncharacterized. Lineage: Eukaryota; Metazoa; Arthropoda; Insecta; Hymenoptera; Formicidae. Gene Ontology annotation, cellular component: nucleus. Gene Ontology annotation, molecular function: transcription coregulator activity. Gene Ontology annotation, biological process: regulation of DNA-templated transcription. The transcript has 16 exons. The coding region runs from base 174 to 4565 and encodes 1463 amino acids. The record is from RefSeq and is a predicted model, not a curated record.
GCUAAUCGAUAUCACGUUAUUGAUGAGAGAGAGAGAGAGGGAGAGCGUCUCUCUCUGCUAGCAACAUCGAUUGAGAAAUGUAGUAACAUUUUUCAACGAAAAGUUUUGAUGAUCGUGUUUGGUGGGAUUUAUAAUAAUUUUCGUGGAUCCGAAUAAGAACUAAUUUUACUGAAAUGGAGAAAUCCACAAACAAACCUGUACAAAAUAAAACUGACGUAUUGGCACCGGUUAUUUCACAUAAUGAUUCGCCGAAAAAGUGCAAUUUGUCUUUUUCAAUUAAUUUCGACUUUUACGACGCUAACAGCGACAAUUCUACCGACUCUGAGAAUGCUGACUUACAAAUAGAUAUAUCUGAAGUGGAUGACAAUGAACCAUCUAGUAAACAUAAAAGAGAGACUGUUGAAGAAAUAUCGGUACUUAAUGAAAUGGAAGAAGAAAUUGAAAGACAACUCGAUGCUAAAGCGGCAAAAACCAAUUUAACCGCUACUAAUGUUAAGAAUAUAUUAAAACAUGUAAUCACUUAUGAACACCUAAUGUCAAUGGUACAAAAGUGGCUUCAAAAUGAUGUUAAUUGUGGUCCUAAACUAACAAGAGCAAAAGCUAAAAAAUUAGCAGAUGCAAAGGUCAUGCCAUGGCCUAUUACCAUAUCCAACAAAACUUCCUCAGAAGUACAAGCUUUAAUUCAGGAGGAAUUACCUGAAGAUUCAUCUGAUGAAGAAUACAAGCCCGAACAUGAUAAACAGAGUGAUGAUGAUAGAGAAGUAGAAAGCACAACAAAUAGUGAUAUAGAAUCGCAACCAUCAACACCAGCCGAUGUAGUGGAUAUAGCUUCUACUGAACAACAUGAAUCAUUGCAUGUACAAUAUGAUCCUGAAGGGAUUUUUAAAAUACCUGUUACUCCGCAUGUUUCGAUACAAGAAGAAAGUAUUGGUCAAAGGACACGCUCUAAGUUGUCUCUGAGUGAAACUUCUUUGGAGCAAAUAGAACAAGCAUUUAUACCACCUGAUAUAACUGCUGAUAUGGAUGAUUGGGGUUUUGAACCUGAUGAAGAUUGGGAUAAUUUUAAGAAAGAAUUUACACAACCAUUGGCACAAGAACUAGCCACAGAAGAUGAUCCGGAAGCAGAUCCAGAGUAUAAUAUUUUGGAAGAUGAAGAGAUAGAUCUGUUGGACAAAGAAGAACUCAGGACAGAUAAAGCAGUAGAAGUUUCUCGUAAGGAAUCAUAUGAUUUAAUUGCAGAAUUGCUUGAAGAACUAAGUGAUACAUUUUCGACCCAAGAACAAGAAGUGUUAUCUGAAAAGGAAACAUUAGAUAAUAUCACACCACCGAUUGAAGAUAAUACUAUGGUAAAGCAAAUUAUUUUUAUCAGGAAUUGCUCUACAAACCUUUUGCCAGUUCUUGCAGAACCUGAACUGCCAACAUUGGUCAAUCCUGUGCAACGUCUUCUAUUGGCUACACAAUUUCGACAACAUGUACAGUUAAUGGUACAGCAUUUUGUUAUGACAUACAUGCAUCCAGAAUAUAAUUCAUUGGCAAAAAUAUGUAAACAGAACUUAAAUGGCAUAAGGUAUUUGAACAAUGGGCCAAAUUCUACAUUUAACGUUGAAAACUUGGAAGAAGCUCUCAAGCUGGUAUCCAUCUGGGAAAAUAAAUUUUCUAGCGCAAAGUUUUAUGUAAGUUUCAAGAAGAGUUUAGUGGAGAAAGUUACUAAGACAAGAAUGUACUGUACAAGUCAAUGGAGGCAUCAGCAAAUGCAUCAUCAAUUUUUCCCCGAGUUAGAAAAAUCAUUUGUUGAAAGCAAAGCACUUAUGUAUCCGCAACUUUUACCACAUAUGCCUUUUAAAGGUGGAUUAAAACAAAUGAAAAACACUAUACCAUAUCUAAAAUCGGAAGAAAAUUUAGUUGCAUUUGGUAUUGAACAGUUUUUGCCACAUGUUGCAUCCAAACCAAGCAAAUUUAGAAACAAGAGAAUGCAAUUAUUUGAUGCAGCUCAACUUACCCAUCAAUACCUGUUACCAUGCAGAAAUGCACAAGGAAUAUUGUAUCAUAUAUCCAAACGUCGCGCUUCUCACGAAGAAAAUCCAAUUAAGCAUUAUUUUGAAAAGGGUUGUGCUCCUAGAAUAAUACACUAUGUGUCAAUGGCAGAAGAGCUCAAAGCUCCAAAAUCUCAACCGAUAGAAUUUUUACCUUUAAGGUGGCAAAUAUAUCUGAGCAAACAGAAAAAUCGCAAAAGUGAUUCGAUGAAAACUAAUAAGCAUAUGUUUAACUCAUAUGGUAAUCUGGGAAAACAGAAGGUUUUUAUGAAUGAGACAAUGAAGUUAUAUCCUAUUGUUCCUAGUAAUCAUCCCUUACGAAAUCCAAUUGUGAAUAUGUUACCAAAGAUAUUACCUACAACUUCAAAUCCAAAAGACUCAAAUAUUAAUAUGAAUGCUACUUGUACUAAAAGAACUAUACUUGGUGACAAUGACAAGAAAGUAUUGGAUAAUAAUGUGGAAACUACUGAGGAACAGACAGGAAUAAAUAAAUAUAAAACUUUUCACAAUUUGUUAAAAGUAAAUGCUGAAGAAAUAAAAUCAACACAGACGGAUAAAUUACAAGAUAAAAGUAAUGCUAAAUUAAAUAAUAUAUUGACAAGAAGCUCAAAAGUGUCUGACAAUUCGCCAGAAAUAUCAUCAGGGUUACGCAAGACCACACCUCGAUUAGCAAAAAUAAGAAGUGCCCAAAAUAUGAAAUUAAUGGCACAAGUUUUGGGUUCGAAGAAUUGUAGUACCUUAAAGUCUAAAGAAAAGAACAGCGCAGAUAAAACCGUCAGUGGCGACUGUACAGUGUCAAAAAUUGAUAACGAAGAGGAAAUAGCAGAAUUAAUGCUAGCUAGUACUACAAUAAUAAAAGAUUCCGUAAGCAGAAAGAAGGCUAAGCAAACCAGAGAAUUGGAAAUUAUAAAAAGAUUAAUAAAAGCUGAAAAUCCAUUGACCGAAGAAGAACGCGAAACCAAAUUUGCUGCAUCGUAUUUUCAGAAAUUGCUCUUAACAUUGGAGUCAAAUAAUCCAGAAGUAUUUAGAGCUGUGAUCAAGUUGUAUUUAGAUUACAGUGACAAAUUAGACCGAACAGUCUGCGACUCACCACCAUUUCUCGAAGAAUUGCACUCACCGAAUAAAGAGACAUUACAAAACAGACCAAUCCAAAAGGACAUACUAACAGUGAAAUUGUAUGAAAAUAUCUGCAAGAAGUUGCAAAGUUACCCGGAGAUGUGCGCAGUUUUCUUGCUGUUCCUAAAGCCACAUCAAGCCGCGAUGAUCGAUAAAUCCGUGGAAUAUAUGAUGUUACAAAAAAUGAACGAUUUUGUUCGUGUUGCGCAAAUAUAUUUUGCCAAACAACCGUCGCGAAUAGCAAAGAUGAUGCAGGCUAUUACGCAACUCUCGACUAAUCCACACACAACUCUGGCAAAUGUUCAUACCGUCAUGAGUUCUGUCUUCAAAGGUCAUCCACUCGUUAUGGAUUUAUUUUUGCAAGUCUUGCCUACAGCGAAACCCCCUGAAAGCUUAUUUGCGUCCCAUUUGUUUGAAAACUUGACGUGUCCAUUAGGAUCUUGUGAUAAAAAUGUAACUUUUAACAUUGAAAACGCACCAGAACUAUAUGAGAAUAUAGAAUUACCCGCGGCAGCAGGUCAGGAAGAUCCAUAUGGUGGAGAACAUUGCAAGUGUGAUUGUCACAACACGGAUGUUAAAAGUAAUUCAGAGCACUGUGUUUCCUGUGGUACACGGUUUCUUAACGGAAGGAUUUAUCUUCAAACGCCUGAAGGCUUACGACCCGCAAAAAUUACAUUCCCUGGAGAGGAUCAGGAGAAAUUGGAAAAUAUAGCGCGCGUGUCGUCAAAAACUGCCGACAAAGUCGGCAACCCGCCAAUUUCGUCCAAGAAGCGACGGAAAAAGAAUGAUUCUAGUCACAAUGACAUUUGUCAGAAACAGUGCGCUACGAAAUACUUGCUAUUAAACGAAGAUAACGAAAAAAUAGAAGUGAAGCCUAAGAGGGGUGUUAAGUUCGCGCUCAAAACUACAAAUCAAAGGAAAGUUUUGAAAAGAGUAGGCAUUGUGGAUCAUGUGAUCGCGAAUAAAAGGAUGCUUCAGUGCAAGGAAGAGAAUAAGGCUGAAGAAAGCGAUAUUUUGUUAGUAUGCAAUGAACUUGGUGCCAUAAAGCAAGAGAAAAUCAAUGAAUGCAGUACCGAAAGCAGUACUUGUGUGCAAUUGUCAAUACAAAAUACAAAUCCGUUCAGCUCGAAAAUAAUUGCACAAGGUGCUCCAAAUAGCAAUAUUGAAUAUAGUUUAAGUAGUAAAGACGCAGCGAUUCCAACGACUGCAGUCGAAGAUGACGUGCAAUCGAAGUCUGAUUCAACGAAUAUUAAACCAUGGACACGUCAGGAAGAUAUGAUCUUGCUGCAAAGAAUCAAAAAGGAGUAUUCUGAAAACUCAUUUCAAUUAAUUAGUGAGAAAUUAGCAAAUCGUACCGUAGAACAAGUAAAAGAGAGAUGCCAAACUUUGCUUUCUUUACUGCAAAAAAUGAUGUGAAUACAUAUCUAUAUAUGAUGACAGAACGUUCGUCACGAGAUAGCGGAUACAUCGACUGGCAUUAAUUCCUUUCGCGAGAGAGUUCUCUUUUAGCCGACCGGCUAAUUACGAGGGUUGCUACUUAUAUUUCUGGCCUAAUAAUGAAAAAACAAAUAUGAUCGAAA